Pogonomyrmex barbatus (red harvester ant) is the source of this 5002-nucleotide messenger RNA. RefSeq lists its product as uncharacterized. The record is from RefSeq and is a predicted model, not a curated record. NCBI's taxonomy places the organism in Eukaryota, Metazoa, Arthropoda, Insecta, Hymenoptera, Formicidae.
AUGAUCUCACCGCGUUCGCGGCAACGUUCCGACCGCUGCGGUGAGUGUGCUCUUUUUCAAACAUGGGGAGGUUAUCCGUUUGAGGCAGUACUAUGUGGGACCUCGGUGACCGCGCCGCCGUGGUGUUGAUAAGUGUGACGUGCGGGUGCGUGCUGGUCUACAACGCCUGGGGCGCUAUCCUGGCAUUGGCGUUCACGCUGCUGCUGGUGGUGUACGCGUGCUACUCCCUGCUCGCCAACGACAGCCUGGUCUCGCCGCACGCGUACUACAUUCUCGGCUACCUGCGGGAGGCGGUCCACGAGCUCGGCGCGGCGCUCCGCGCUGCCCACGGCCACGGUACCGGUUACGCGCGUAAGCUCUGGCACAGUGCGAGCCGUUGUUACCGCGAGCGUUUUCCUCCGUUCAGGAUGGACAGACGACGCGUGAGCAAUUAUCAGCUCAGCAGCGACUCGUACGCCGCCACUCCUACCGGACGCGGCGGAGAGUCGUCGUCAUCCUCACCGUCUUCGUCAUCCAGGUUUGGCUUGAUUGACCAAUUGAGCCCGAUCCCGUGUGUCCCUUAUCGUCCGCGCGUCAACGACGUGCUCGCGGCGAACGAUAGGUUGUACCGUGCCGGCGACUACGAUCGCUCAUCGCAGCAACAACUCGCUGCUUACGGCAAGCACACUUCCACGCCGGUGUUAAAAUCCAGAGGCAAGGAGGAGAAUGCCAGAAAUGGCGACCUGGUUUCGCAGUCGCGAGAGGUAUCUUCGAAGAAGAACCUAGCUAUGUACGCUCAGAAUCAUACGUUGAGCCGUGGAGAGAAUGUCACGCAGUUUACUCCAGAAGGCUCGCCGUGGGGCACGAGUAUCAGUCCUAAGAUGCGUCCUAGACCAGCAGGCGUCAAGACAGUUCAGACUGUCGCUGGACCAUUAUUAGCGUCAACGAGAUAUAACAUUGAUCCAAAGGUAUACACUGAUGUAUCGUCGCCAGGUCUUACAACAAGGCUGACUAAGUAUGCUACGGAAGCAAAGAGUAAAUUGACUCAUCAAUCACAAUACGGCACUGGACAAUUUCCAAAAGUUAAUUUCCAUGCGAGUUCAAUUCCCAUGUUGAACAUGAAGAUGACAAAAAUGAGAAUGCCUGUGACAGUUAGAGUGGCGCCACCAGAUGUAACAAAAUACUCUCCACCUGAGAGGCAAAAGAUUUUAUCUAAUAUUUGUCACACAGAGAACAGAUCACCCGCGAGUGUUGUCCAAGUUUUACGAGAAAUAUCGUUAAAACGGCACGCAUCGACGGAGGAUGUUAGUUUUGAUGUCGCUAAAAAGCAAAGAACAGAAGGCUUCUUUAAUGAGGAAAGAGAAACGAUUUUAGAAGAAAACAAGCAAAAACGAAGCAGAGAUGAGUCAUCCAAAUCAGACGAAGAUCUUUCUCCUCAAAGUAAAUCCAUCAGACCUGCGAAACGUACAAAAACACGAUCCUGUUAUGAUAUCUUGAACUCUCUGAGUUCUAGCAAACAUGUUGUUACUGGAAUUAAAAGAAAAGCAGUCGAUUUCUCGCGCAGUGGAACACCCGAUUACGAAAAACAUUUUAAGUCUCUAGAAAAUGUAUUAUCUAGUAAUUCUCCUAUUAUGCCACAGUCACAGAAAUUAGAUACAAAUAAUGAUAAAUCUGUUUUUAAAGAAACAUAUUCACAAAAUUCUGAAACAGUUAAUUCUAAAAGAGCAGAGGAAUUUCCUUUGGUUAAGGGAAUACUGAAAUCAUCUAAAGAAUUAAGGCUCAAUGCGCAUAAAGUGGAACCUGUAAUUGAUAAAAAUUCAAAAGAUACGAGUGAAAUUAAUAAUAUCAAAUCUGUUGCGCCGGCAAAACCUGUUAAAUUGACGGAUAAACUGUUUAUGAGAGCUGAGCCCGAGCGCAAUGAACAAUUAAAGUCACUCGUGGAAGAACCGGGUAAUAUAAAGAUUAAAUUUGCAACAGAUAACGUAGAAGAAAUAAAGAAAGAGGAUAUACGAAAUAUGAGGCAAACCAGUAUGAAAGCUAGACUUCAAAGUAUGUUUGAUGCAAUAUCAGGGAAAGCGGAGAACAAAAUCAAUCCGGAUGUUGUGAUUCAAGCAGAUGAUGUUAACACGGUUACAUCGCCGGUUACACCGGUCAGUUGUGCGACUCUCAAUUCUUCGACAACUACGACAACAAUCAAUACCACACCAUUGUCUACUGCGGCUAUCGUACCGAGCGGUUUCUCUUCAUCGAGACCUGAUAUGAAAGUUGAAGCGAAAUCGAACACAGUUUUGAGUAGUCUGAAACACACGUCGCCAGUACAGUUGAACGUGCCAGUAACUACUCCUGAAACGAAAGAAAUGAACUCAACCGCCAAGACAGUUGGAGCUACCGAGCAAACGAAAAUUGCACCUGUAAUUACAAGCGCGCAGUCCUUAGAAAAAAUUGUAUCUUCGACUCCAAGUGUUACAACACCGACCUUUACUUUCGGCAAAUCGACCACAACAUCGGCAGCAACUACAACAUCGAACAAUACAUUGCCAAACUUUGGCACUAACACGUAUACUAGCAGUAGCUUAACGCCAACUUCAUCAAAAUCUACUACUAAUUUUUUGAUUGUCGAUAAAGCACCCUCAAGUUCAGCGUUCGUAUCUAUUAGUCCUAAUACUACGAUUCAACAAAAAAUCGCAAUAAAUAACGCAGUUACCACAAGUGCACCCGUUACUUCGUUCACCGCCGGGAAUACUCAGAUUACUUCUAUCUUUACUUUCGGUAAUAACAAACCUUCCUUAUCUCCCGCGACGUCUACUAAAGCUGCCGCACCAAGUUUGCCGAUCCAAUCGACUGGAACCUUAUUGCCAGUCAAUACAACUACCGUCAAUACAACUAGCAUCACUGGUUUUAAUGGUGUUGCAAACAAUACGUCGAAUAGCGUCGCGACAACGUCCGCGAUCCCUCCUUUAUUCAAUUUUGGAAGUAACAACACUACUUUGCAACCUUCGAAAUCGAAUAACUUUGCGUUCGUUCAGCCCAGUAGCAACGCUCAAUUGAACGCUUUUGGAAGCUCUUCGAACGAUCAACUGACAUCAUUGUCACAAGUUACGACUAAAUCUUUUAAUUUCACGUCCAACGUGUCAAUGACAACUGCGACAAAUAGCUCGUUUACUGCAAACACCACUACAGCACCGACUACUACAGCACCGACAUUCGGACUAUCGAGCCCGUCCACAUUCUCGUUAGGCACUGCAUCCACCACUUCCUCGAUGUCUGCUUUAUCUACCAGCAAACCUCUAUUUGUUUUUGGCGCUUCCAAUACUUCAAGCACGACGUCUACAGCUACAGUUCUACCAAUUGUAACUGCUAACAACACGACCAGCUUGAGUACGAUGAGCAACAAUGCAAUUCCUACAUUUGGGACGUCCACUACUACCACCAUUCCGCAAUUUGGCGUAUCAACGUCUACUAUUCCGCAGUUUGGCGCACCUACAACCGUCCCGCAAUUCGGCACACCCACUACAUCCAUUUUUGCCACUACGUCGAUCACAACGGCGAGUACAAACAUUUUUGGUGCGACAAACAAUAGUCAGCCACUUUUCGGAACUGCAUCAAGAUCCGGAACGGCGUCAGGAACCGCUAGUAUUUUUAAUACUCCGACAACCACAACACCUUCUGUCUUCGUUCCGACCACUAACGUCGUCUCGUCAUCGAGCAAUACGCCUAGCUCCAGUUUAUUCUCCAACGCUAAUGUUAAUUCAACUCCGACCACCGCAGCGCCUUCCGUGUUCGGUAGCGGCACGCCGAUUUUCGGUCAGACGAAGCCUUCGACGUCCUUUGGUACGACAGGUAGCAUGUUCGGUACCACGACGAUACCAUUGUUUGGUUCGACUACGCAAACUGGUACGACCACACCUGCAUUUGGCAUCACCAGCAAUGUCUCUACCAGCACAGUCACUCCUGGCUUCGACACUACGAACAACACGACGCCCGCAUUCGGAACACCUAAUGUGACAGCUACGAAUGUGCAAACAGCAUCUGCUUUUGGCAGUACGACUGGGAUGUUUGGUCCGAUUGAGAAUAAUACACCGUCGGUUCCCAUAUUCGGAGCGAAUGCUACUUCGGCUACUGAGGCUUUCGGCAUCUCCUCGGCGACGAGUACUUUUGGCACGCAAAAUCCUCCGAGCCUCACAUUCGGCGGUGCAAACAGCGGUACCACGUUCGGUGAUAACAAAUCUUUAUUCGGCACAACACCUGCAACCACCACGAGCUUCGGCACAUCUAACUCGUCCGUUCCGGCCUUUGGAGCAAAUAAUACUAAUAAUGCAAGCAGUAGCACGAAUAAUAUGUUUGUCUUUGGAAGCACUCAGAAAGAUGGGCAACAGAACGCAACGUUUUCCUUUGGACCCAACUUCAACGCUGGAGGCAAUAAUUCUACGGCCGCACCAGCCGCCCCGUACCAGUUUGGAUCUGCAUCUUCUCAGCCAGGUUUCAACUUCACUGCACCGUUGGUUACUCCUACUCUCAAUUUUGGAACCACGACCACGCCGACCUUCAAUCCCUCGACGCCCGGCAUGUUUAGCAUCGGAAGCGGAUCUACUGCACCGCGAUCUAGAACAACUCGCACACGGAAACCAAGAUGAUGGAGAAUGUAAAUGCAGUUUGUUUGAAUGCAUACUUUCGUUGAAAUAUGUAUUCGAGGUGUUUAUUCAAUUAUAUUCUUUUAUAUAUAUAUAUGUAAUUUUUCGUGUGUAAAAGACAUACAUUCGAUAUGCGUAUGCCGCAUUCGAUAUUUAAUUUAAUAAAUAAAUCACUUGACAGAGAUCGCACAUGUUGUGCAGAGAUAAUAUUGUGAGAUAUUAAGUGACUUGUGGCUACGUUUUUUUAAAUUGUGUUUGGUGACGGUUGCUAAGUACAUCUACUUUGUAUAUAUAUAUAAAUAUAUAUAGAUAGAUAUAUAUGUUAUGUAUAAGAUAUUUUAUCUUAUUUGACAAUCUACAAUGUCGUUGUUACUUUCGGUAGUAUGGAAAAA